This is a messenger RNA of Dermatophagoides farinae (American house dust mite), 1054 nucleotides long. RefSeq lists its product as uncharacterized. NCBI's taxonomy places the organism in Eukaryota, Metazoa, Arthropoda, Arachnida, Sarcoptiformes, Pyroglyphidae. The record is from RefSeq and is a predicted model, not a curated record.
ACAGUGUGCAUAAUGUGUUGAUGGUUUAUCAUACAGCUGUGUAAGCCCUGUACAUUUCGUUGUUUGUAUUUUUCCACUGUUUUGUGUAUUUAACUCAAAUAAUAACCUGUCCUUUGACCUGAAGACGGCCGACAUUUAAAUCAUCAGAAUCAUUUGCCUUUACGAUGAAUAGAAUUUGUUUCUGAAACAUUAAAUAAAAUUAUUAUUCUUUUUUUUCGACGGAUUAUUAACACACCAUAUUAAUUUAAACUUUUGAUUUGAUCGACGGGAAUAUCUCUAUUAUUAUCGUGUAACAUUUUUUUUUUGGAAUUCUAAUCAUGGAACCUAAUCAACAAACAAUUGACACUGAUGAAUAUUCAAACGAUUCAGCUAGUGAAACAAUCAAUAAUCUUUUAUCUAAUCGUAUUUUACGAACAAGAAAUCUCGAAACAAGUAAACAACCACCAAAUGUUGAGGAACAAAUUAUUCGUAAACGUGGCCGUCGUCAAUGGGAAAAAUUAACACCAAAAACACCACCAAAACGUGCUGUAAAACGUACAUUAGGCGAUGAUGAUAAUUCAUCGGCAACGACAACAUCAAGUCCUGGACCAAAACCAAAAGAAUCACCAUUUACGAAAUGUUUACGUGGAUUAAUGAGUCCAACUCCGAAGGUAAGAAGUGAAGGAUCAUCAUCAAGAUCAUCAGUAAUCAUAAAUCGAGUAUUGAGGUCGACCGAAUCACAUAAAUCAUACUAUUAUUCACCACAUCAACCUUAUAAUCUACGUUCAAGAGAUGUAAAUUUCCGGAAUUCAAGUAGAACCAGUAUCACCAACGAAACAGAUGAUAGUGGCAUUGGAUUAACACCAGAUAUUGGCAGUAAAGAUACUCCAUCAUCUACAAUUAUCAGAUCAAAUUCUUUGCCAAAUUCAUCAUCCAAUAUUAAACGAAUCAAUCGUAUACGACGAAGAUUUGAUUUUAAUUAACGACAAUUCCAUUUGAUUUUCUUGCAACAUUGAACACUUUUUGAUAUUGAAUUCAAUUAACGAAACAUUAUUAUUAGUCAAAUUUAUAAUUA